UGGCCAUGGACCUCACGCGGACAUCUGGUUCCUGGAAACUGGAGGGCUGCAUCCCCACGCAAUAUGCCAGACGGGCGCGGCGCUUUAUGUUCGUCAAACGCUCCUCCCGGCAGCGGACUCCUCGUCCUUCCCUCCAAAAGGCUCCGCGCAGGCUCCUCGUUUCGACUACGGGAACUCAGGAAACCCUAACUAUCUGCAGUGGUUGGCUUUUUGUUUACAGAAUAACUUAAUAUCGGUUUGGUGGAGAUUGUAAUGUUCAAGUGAUGGAUGAAAGGGAGAUACCGAUUUCAUCUGAAAUCCGCGAUGGGGAGACGCCGUCUAGGUGCGAGUUAUUGUCUAUGGUGAAAAAAUACUCGAACUUCUCAGAAUCAACAUCAGAUGAUCAAGAUGCUUCAGAUUCAAAAAUGGAUGAAAGGUUUUGGCAUGAAGUGUUAGAUAUGUAUUUUGUUCGUGGUGCUGCAUCAAAAGAAAGGCUGGAGGAUGACCUCAUCUUCUUUGUUAGAAAUAUGGGUUUGAAUGGAUAUAGUUUUAAAGGUGAUUUGGAGAGCGGAGCUUCUUUUUUUGUUCGUAGGUUCGCUCCCAAGUUGGAAAAAAUCCUUGGUGAUGAUUCUGUACAUGUUGAUUGGAGGCGUUCAUUCUAUUUGAACUUGAUCGCGCAUACAUCAUACACGGUGACUGUUGCGAUUUGCAGCACUCAGUCUCUCCUCAGCCACCAAAUUGGGGAAGAUACAUCAUUGUCUUCUAUUUACAAGGUUGUGAAGACUGUGUAUGCAUCUCCUAGCCGUGUCAACUUUCAACUGGGAUUUAAAAAGGCUGUAGAGACUCUGCCCGCCUACCCUGAUAUUUGCUUUGCAAUUGAUGAUUUUGAUGACACUUUUGAUGCUGUUGUUUUGUCAGAAGCAAAUCAUUGCUAUUGUGUUCUGCUUAAUGCGCAUGGUGGAGCAGCUUUUCCUGAAGACUCAUCUGGACAUGAAACUAACUCUUAUGGCUCUGCCAAGCAUAGUAAUUCUGAUAAAGGCACGCUUCCUAAGCUUACUCUUUUUUCUGGAUUUGUCAGCUAUCAGAUGGUUCUAGAAGCAUAUGAAGCUGGAAGAUCAUCCUUUGGGAGCAUUUUAUUUCCUGGCAAUGCUUCAUCUAAAACAGAUCGCCUUUACAUGAGGGGUCCAGGUGGGCGUGGGGAGGUGGAAGUUGCAGUUUCUGGAAUCACAGAUCAAAGUUACCAGAUUAAUGGUCCACAGUCACCACUUCAAAUGUCAAAAAGGAGUUUUGGGCUUGGUACCAUUGUUAAAGCAGCUUCUGCUGCUUCAGUGUUAGCAAAACAAGCUUGUACCGCUGCCUCUACAACAAAGAAGACUGAUAAAGAGCUUUUGCCGCUGAAGUGCUGUCUAAUGUCUAUAUCAUUGCCAUGGGAGUAUAUUGCUCACGACCUUCUUUUUAAGGAAAGCCCUCCAGUGAAAUUAUGAGCCAAUUGAAACAGGUUCAGCUUCAUUAUUCCUUUGUAUAUAAGAGAAUGGUUAUACAGAAAACAUUAGUCAUUCAUAAUGUUACAUAUACAUAGACAUAUAGCCUCUGCAGUGCAUCUAUUGUUUUCCUUGUUCAGCAAAUUCUUUUCUGUUUUGUCCUCAUCGAAUGGGUCCUUCUGAUAUAAUUGUGAUGAUUCUUGGAAGUGGAAUUGAAUGGAGAAAAAAGCUUCUUUUUUU
Molecule: messenger RNA, 1700 nt
Organism: Phalaenopsis equestris
Lineage: Eukaryota; Viridiplantae; Streptophyta; Magnoliopsida; Asparagales; Orchidaceae
Exons: 12
Coding region: 264-1463 (399 amino acids)
Source: RefSeq, a predicted model, not a curated record